Molecule: messenger RNA, 1137 nt
Organism: Ogataea philodendri
Lineage: Eukaryota; Fungi; Ascomycota; Pichiomycetes; Pichiales; Pichiaceae
Exons: 1
Coding region: 1-1137 (378 amino acids)
Biological process (GO): regulation of transcription by RNA polymerase II; chromatin remodeling
Cellular component (GO): RSC-type complex; nucleus; nuclear chromosome
Molecular function (GO): transcription coregulator activity
Source: RefSeq, a predicted model, not a curated record
AUGGAUAGGCCGAUUUUCCCCCAGGCGCUGUCAACGGCGCUGGUUGCGCGGCUGAAAAACACGCCGAACCCGUUGUUCAUCGCAUCGUUGCCUGCCAGAGGGUCUAAGAGGGCCGCAUCGAGCCGUAUUAACUACGCAGAGGAUUUCGAGUUGGACUUUGAAGACGACCAGGAUCAGGACUACGACGAGGACGGCGCAGCAGGCUCGCGCAACAACGCCAAUGGCGCCGGUGUCAAUAUGACGCUGUUUAAGGGCAAAGAUGCUCCGCGCGAGAAGUAUAAGACCGUGUUUACAGAGGCGGAGAACCUUGCCAAUUGCUCUGUCCCCGAACAAAUGGUGCCCAUCAAGUUGAACUUGGAAACAAGCGGCACACGGGUCAACGAUUUGUUCAUGUGGAACUUGAACGAGAGUUUGGUCACCCCAGAACUGUUUGCCACUAUCAUGUGUCAGGAACUCGAUCUGCCCAAAUACAGCGAGGCCACGAUCUCGGGCCAGAUCAGAGAACAGCUGGACGCGUACCGGGCCAUCACAUCGGCACCAUUGCCCCAGCUGUUCCAGGAGAAGGAACUCCACGCAAUCAUGGACAUAUCGAUCAGUCUAGAUAACACCCUGUACGAAGACAAGAUCGAGUGGGAUAUCCUUAAUAGUGCCAUAACGCCAGAAGAGUUUGCACGCACCGUGGUGGCAGACAUGGGGCUCCAACGGGAGUUCCAGAACGCAAUUGCUAUCUCGCUGCACGACGCCAUCUAUAAGCUCAAGAAGGAGUUCUUGGAGAACCCGCAACAGAUCCUGUUCAACAACGAGAGUCUGCCGCUGCUCAACAAGGUGUACCAGCCGCCUGCACCAGAAGCAGAAAACGGGUCGCCUGGCGUGGUUUCCCUGGAGCUGCAAGGACUGCGGUUCGACAGCAAGAAGUACGGAACAGACUUCAGUCCUCGUGUCGAAACCCUUACACCGUGGGAGAUCGAGAAGAGAGAGAUUGAAAGAGAACGUAAUAUCAGACGGCUCAAGAGAGAAACAAUGCGUGUUUCCGGCAUAGGCAGCUCGAUGAUGGCCGCCACGCCUGCCAAUGACCGCAACGCCAACUCCAAGCGCAAAUACGACGAGCUGGAAGGCACCUGGAAAUUUGAUCGAUAG